Messenger RNA from Ictalurus punctatus (channel catfish), 2682 nucleotides. RefSeq names its product sodium- and chloride-dependent GABA transporter 2. Gene Ontology annotation, biological process: sodium ion transmembrane transport. The record is from RefSeq and is a predicted model, not a curated record. Bases 259 to 2100 code for a protein of 613 amino acids. Gene Ontology annotation, cellular component: membrane. Lineage: Eukaryota; Metazoa; Chordata; Actinopteri; Siluriformes; Ictaluridae. The transcript is spliced from 16 exons.
UCUUAGCACCCGAGAUUCCUGCUCUGUUACGUAAACGCCUCUUAAGGGAAAGAUUCACUGUUUAAUUCGGAUGAAAUAUUACAGUGAUCUCAGUGACUUUGACCGUAGCAUGGAUGUUGGUGUCAGAUGGGCUGAACUACUGGGAUUUUCACAAGGAAGCUCAGCAAUGCCUUGUAAUAAUUCACCCUAGUUUUGGGAUUUAGUUCCAGGGAAACAUCUCCAACAUUGGCUUCUUUAACUUCUGACUGCCUCCAUCAGAUGUUUAAAAAGAUGCUUUUAGUGCCUUCCAGUGAUAUGGAGAUACGUAAUAAUCCAGAGGUGGACUUUAACUUCUCUUAUGCAGAGUCAAACUCAAACUCAAGAACAGUUAAUUCAAAGGUCAAAACUAAAGUGAGAGGACAGUGGUCAAAUAAAACGGAAUUCCUCCUGGCUGUUGCUGGACAAAUCAUUGGCCUAGGAAAUGUGUGGAGGUUUCCUUACUUGUGCUACAAAAAUGGUGGUGGAGUGUUUUUAAUACCAUAUUUGAUCUUCCUAUUUGCCUGUGGCAUUCCACUGUUCCUCUUGGAGACAUCAUUGGGUCAAUACACCAGUCAGGGUAGCAUCACCUGCUGGAGAAAAAUCUGCCCUUUGUUUCAAGGAUUAGGCUAUGGAUCCAUAGUGGUCCUGUUGUAUUCCAGCAUCUACUACAUUAUCAUUAUGGCCUGGGCAUUCUUCUAUCUCUUUUCCUCUUUUAGUACUGAGCUACCGUGGGCUAGCUGCAGCAAUGCCUGGAACACUGAAAUGUGUGUUGAAUUUGAUAAAAAGGACAAUUUUAGCAACUCAAGAGACAAUGCAACUUCACCUGUUAAGGAGUUCUGGGAGAGGAGAGUGCUAAAUCUCACAGGUAGUAUACAGGAGCUUGGCAAUGUGAGGUGGGAGCUGGCUCUGUGUCUCCUCUUGGCUUGGAUCAUCUGCUACUUCUGUGUCUGGAAGGGAGUGAAGUCUACAGGAAAGGUGGUCUAUUUCACUGCUACAUUUCCUUAUGUGAUGUUGGUGGUGCUGUUGGUACGUGGACUCUCAUUGCCUGGUGCCACUGAUGGCAUCAGAUUUUACCUCUACCCAGAUCCUACACGUCUCACAGACCCACAGGUGUGGAUGGAUGCUGGAACUCAAAUUUUUUACUCCUAUGCUCUCUGCAUGGGGUGCCUUGCUGCUCUCGGAAGCUACAACAAGUAUAACAACAACUGCUACAAGGACUGUAUUUAUCUGUGCCUGUUGAACAGUGGGACCAGUUUUGUGGCAGGCUUUGCCAUAUUCUCUGUGCUGGGCUUCAUGGCUUAUGAGCAGGAGACAGACAUCUCAAUAGUGGCAGAGUCAGGUCCAGGGUUGGCCUUUAUUACAUACCCCAGGGCAGUUGCGAUGAUGCCUGUUCCACAACUAUGGGCCAUUUGUUUUUUCAUCAUGAUAGUUCUGCUGGGCUUGGACACAGAGUUUGUGGGUUUGGAAACAUUAAUGACAGCUAUAACUGACCUGUACCCUUCUUACUUACUCCUUGGUUAUCGUCGCGAACUUACCCUGCUCUUCAUCUGUUUUGGGAAUUUCCUCAUUGGCCUGGUUAUGGUAACAGAGGGUGGCUUGUAUAUUUUCCAGUUGUUUGAUUACUAUUGCUGCAGUGGGAUGACACUUCUGUUAUUUGCCAUUCUGCAGUCAGUGUGUAUAGGGUGGGUGUAUGGGGCUAAUCGCCUGUAUGACAAUAUUGAGGACAUGAUUGGCUAUCGACCACUGUUCUUAAUAAAGUACUCUUGGAAAUACAUCACUCCUCUAGUCUGUACUGGUACAUUUGUGUUCUCUCUGGUCAAAUUCACUCCUCUGAAGUUUAACAAUAUAACUGAAUACCCCUGGUGGGGCUAUGCUCUUGGCUGGUACUUCACACUCUCUUCAACUCUAUUGGUUCCUCUUUGGAUGAUCUAUGCUCUCCUCACUUCCACUGGCUCACUGAGACAGAGAUUACAUGCUCUCUGCACCCCAGAAAUAAACCUUCCUCAGAACUCAAGCAGAAGAAAAAAUGGUUCAACUUUUAUUGGCUUUACAGCUGUACCACGAGAGCAAGAACAUCCUUGAAGUAAAAGCAUGGUGUUUGAUUUGGGGUACUUGUCUACUAUAGGGGUACUUGUUUAUUUGUCUCAUUGUACAUCAGCUCCUGAGCAUAACUUUUACACACUGUCAUUUGUUAAACAGUUUCAUGCAACAGUUCUAUUCUACAAUAUUAGAGUAUUUCUGGUUACUCUGUGUACAUCAAGACCAGAUAACCUAUCGCACCGAAUUAAUUAUGUUUUUGUUAAAUAAAUCUACAUUACUUUGAUAUGGCAACAGACUGAUGUAUGUAAUGAAGGCCAAAAAUCAUCAUCUAGUAUGUAUAUUUGGUAGAAUUAUAGUAGAUUUUAGUUUAUUUCUUUACAGUUGCUUGUUUCAUAACAGUGCAAUAGCCAGUGCUUGUUUAAAUACAUGUCUCAGUGUUCUGACAACACAGACUUUUUAAAGGGCCCUCCAGAAUCAUCAGCACCCUUGAUAAUGAUAAGGACAAAGAAAAACCUUUGUCUAGCAUCUUUUGUGUCAUCUUACACUUUUAAAAAAUGUAACCUUUCAGUGAGGUAACAUUAUUUUUUAAAAACCUUAAGCAUUAAAAAAAAACCUGUGUCACAA